Polychytrium aggregatum is the source of this 2522-nucleotide messenger RNA. RefSeq lists its product as uncharacterized. NCBI's taxonomy places the organism in Eukaryota, Fungi, Chytridiomycota, Chytridiomycetes, Polychytriales. Gene Ontology annotation, biological process: mRNA cis splicing, via spliceosome. Bases 63 to 2423 code for a protein of 786 amino acids. Gene Ontology annotation, cellular component: U1 snRNP; U2-type prespliceosome. The transcript has 13 exons. The record is from RefSeq and is a predicted model, not a curated record. Gene Ontology annotation, molecular function: RNA binding; protein binding.
CUUCCGCCACCCAGCGACUGUUUCCCUGUCAGAUCGUCGAGUGUGAUUGUUUGGUUGCAGCAAUGUCGUGGCAGCCUCCUCCAUCUUAUCCCCAGCAGAACGCUCCGGGAGGUGGUCGCCCGCCCCCUUUUAUGCCGUUUCCAGGGGCACCACCGUUCGGCCGGCCACCACCGAGACCCGGGCCUGCUCCAGGCCUCGGAUCGGCGCCGUUUCCUGGCCCUCCCGGCCCUCCCGGUCCUCCUGUUCCGUUUCCCGGUGCCCACCAUCCGCCAGCCAUCGGCCAAGCUCCUCCCAGGCCGCCUCCGCCAGGAUUUCCUUCACCGGCAAGCGUCUGGACAACGCACAAGCUCCCGGAUGGAAAAGCAUACUACUUCAACACCGUAACAAAAUCUAGCUCGUGGGAGAAGCCAGAGGAACUCAUGACGCCUUUGGAGCGUGAGCUCUCCAAAUCUCCGUGGAAGGAAUUCACUGCUGCAGAUAGUGGCAAAAAGUACUACUAUCACUCAGGAACCAAGGCGACGGUUUGGGAAAUGCCUGUCGAGUACAAAGCGAUUCUGGAUGCCCACGAUAAAAGCGAGUCGGUCCCUGAGGAUGCUGCCAAGUCCGCUGCCCCGCCAUCGGUUGCUGUUCCUGCGCAUGAUAGCGCCUUAGCUCUGGCGACUACACCUUUGGCUUCAUCGGCGCCAUCUUCUGCUGUCACAGCUACACCAACCACUGCAGUCACUGCGCUUUUGAACGACGGCGAGUUGAGAUUCGGCUCAAAGGAAGAGGCCGAGGCAGCCUUCCGCAAGAUGCUCGACGAAGCAGGCGUCGAGAGCCACUGGACCUGGGAAAAAACCAUGCGGACCACCAUCAGCAACCCCAUGUAUAAGGCAAUCAAGACCCUCUACGAACGCAAGGUCUUCUUCCAGAAAUACAUUGAAGAGAAGCGACGCACAGAAAGAGAGGAGUACAAAGAAAAGGCAGCAACUGCGCGAGCGCAGCUUGUCAAAGCGCUUCAGACGCAUCCCGAAAUCAACCACAAAACACGCUACUCCAAGGUGCUGGAGCUUCUUGCGAGUGAGGAAUGUGUCAAGAUAUUGAAAGCCGAGGAGCGAGAUAGCAUCAUUGAGGCCCACCUCACAGAGCUGCGAAGCACCGAGAAGGAAAAUCUCCGAGUCACCCGGAGAGAAAACUUGCAAAAAUUCCGCGAGAUCCUCAAAGCGCUUCUUCCGUUCACGAUGACGACAACCUGGAAGCAAGUGCACGCCUACUACACUGCUCUCCCGCAGUAUCUCGACGAUGAACAGCUCCAAAAAAUGGACCCCAUCGAUUCCCUGCAGAUUUUCGAGGAGUACUCCCACCAGGCCGAAAGCGAUUAUUGGGCAACCAAAAAUGCCGAGCUGGUUGCGCGCCGGCGUGAGGAGCGAAAGCGACGAGAGUUGUUCAAGAGCCUCCUGGAAGAGCUUCAGGCCAGCGGAAUGCUUCACUCGCGAUCAAAGUGGAAAGACCUCUAUCCCUACUUUGGGCAAGACCCCCGAUAUACCGACAUGGUCGGGCAGCACGGAAGCACCCCCAUGGAUCUUUUUUGGGACGCAGUCUGUGUGAUGGACGACCGCUAUCACCAGGAACGACGAGCCGUCUCGGAGUACAUGAAGUCUCAGGGACACUCGAUGCCAGAGAGCUUUGAUGUCUUUGCGGCAACCAUCCCUCACGAUAUCGCACAGGGGCUGCAUUCUGCCACACUGUGGAAUAUGUUUGAAGAGCAUCGAGAGAAGCUCGAAUGGAAGGCAAAAGAGGAGCGCCGACGCCAGGCAAGAAGAAUCAAGAAAAAGAUGGAUGGGCUGAAGCAUGCUCUGAAGCGGCUCACGCCGGCAGUUACGGUCGAGAGCCAGUGGGAGGCGAUCGAGCCCCUGGUUGCCGAUUCAAGUGACUACGAGGCUUUGGACGCAGAGCAGCGGCUCGAAGUCUUCAACAAGUUCAUUGCUCGCCUCAAGGAAAAAGCCGCCGAUCGUGACCGGGAGACUGCCAGCGAUCGGUCCGCUGAUGAAUAUGGCGACGAAGAUGACGAGGACGAGCGGCGUCGCCGAUCGAGCCGACGCGAUCGCGAUGACGACUACAACCGGGACCGAGACAGGGACCGAGACCGUGAUCGUGAUCGUGAUCGUGAACGGGAUCGGGAUCGGGAUCGAGACCGGGACCGCGAUCGCAGAAGACACCGAAGUAGCAGAUACAGCGACGAAGAAGACGAUCGCGAGCGCCGUCGCCAAAAGAAAAAGCGUCAUGGAGAUGAUGAAGCCGUCGAAGAGCGCGACCCCAAGAGCAGCAGCCAGCCCAACCGUCGAUCCUCCGAAGACGACCAUCGAAAGCGACGCCGCCGUGACAGCGACGUGGGCCGGCGAAUUGGCCCUGACGAGAGCGAGGAGGAGGGCGAGGUGCGCUAAAUGUGCGCCGGGACUCUGAUCUGGCAGCCACGCAACUCUCUUCUCGUACACAAGGACUGGUAUAGCGACGCUAGCUUCAAUACAGUCGAAUGGACAGUU